Alligator sinensis (Chinese alligator) is the source of this 2161-nucleotide messenger RNA. It is a transcript of the gene UROS, whose product is annotated as uroporphyrinogen III synthase. The record is from RefSeq and is a predicted model, not a curated record. The transcript is spliced from 10 exons. Gene Ontology annotation, biological process: uroporphyrinogen III biosynthetic process. Lineage: Eukaryota; Metazoa; Chordata; Crocodylia; Alligatoridae. Gene Ontology annotation, molecular function: uroporphyrinogen-III synthase activity. The coding region runs from base 452 to 1366 and encodes 304 amino acids.
UGACUUCUAGCGUCUGGUAAAACACCUGGAAAGGGAAAGCAUCACCGUCCCAUCGCUGCUCGCUACCAUCUCCUCUUCCUCGCUUUACUGAUCCCAUUUUGCAUCCCACCCCACACUGCCCCCGCAGCACCCAGGGGGAGGACUGCCAUGCCUGGGAGAGGAAGACAGCAGGAGCCAAAGAUCCUCUUUAAAAGCAGAAACAAAGCCAAGGGGCAGCUCAAGCGGUGGAAAGCGCAGGGGGGAGCGAUGUUCCCAGGCUCCCUGGCCCCAGCUCCUGCCUCUUGAAGCACUUUGUGAAAGAAAGAAGUGUCGCGCUCCCAUGCCGCCCCCGCCCUCUUCUUUUUCUUUUAAGAGGAAACUGAGGUACAGCCGGGGAGCUCGUCGCAUCCCCACCUGUGCUGGGCGGAGAUGACAGAGGGACCAGUGCUCUGUCACGGUUCUUUGGUAAACAAUGAAGGUUCUGUUACUGAAGGACCCCAAAGAGAGAGACUCGGGACCAGAUCCAUAUAUUCAGGAAUUAGGAUCAUAUGGAUUUGAAGCAACUUUAAUUCCUGUUUUGUCUUUUGAAUUUGUGUCUCUUCAAAGUUUGUUUGAAAAGCUCUCUCAUCCAGAAUGCUAUGGAGGUCUAAUUUUUACCAGUCCAAGAGCAGUAGAAGCUGUCAAGUUAUGUUUAAAAGAGAACAGUAAAAAUGAAGCCUGGACAAAAUCUCUGAAACAGAAAUGGAAUGCAAAAUCAACAUAUGUUGUAGGAAAAGCCACAGCUUCUCUAGUGGAAGAAAUUGGCCUUGCCCCACAAGGAGAGAAGUGUGGAAAUGCUGAAAAACUAGCUGGAUACAUUUGCUCAAAGGAGACACCAAAUUCAUCAUCUCUUCUUUUUCCUUGUGGAGCUCUCAAAAGAGAAGUACUUCCAACAGUGCUCAAGGAAAAAGGUAUUUUACUGGAAAGCCUCACUGUUUAUCAGACUGCUCAACAUCCCAAUCUCCAAGAAUCCUUGAAGAAUUAUUUCUCACAACAGGGGAUGCCAGCAAGCAUUGCGUUCUUCAGCCCAUCUGGUGUCAAAUUUUGUCUUCAGCAUAUUCAGAAGUUUUCUGGCAAUUUUGCUGAUCAAAUUAAGGUCACGUCAAUCCUGCGAUGUGAGGAAAGAGAAAGAAACAGCCAGUCGCGCAUUUGUGUAGCGCUGUUACAUGCAGUUGCUGCCACCAACUGGACCGGGCACCGGUCCCUGGCCCACUGGAAAAAAAAUUGCCGGUCCGCCACAUCAGACAGUUUGAGAAGCACUGUUUUAGAAGAUGCUGGCUAUAGCUUGUUAUCCUUUUCCACUGAUGAUCGUUCUUCAGAAUGGGACUGUGGGGGAAGAGUUGAAUAGAUGAAGUUCAAACCACCACAAAAAUACGUCAUUUGUUUGCAGCUCAGAAAUACUGCAUGUGAAUUAGAGGGGCCCCUCACUGGCCAUCCAUGUCCUAACUGAAAAGUGGAGACCCAUCCUUUUCCAAUUUUAAUCCUACUCUCUGGCCUAAAGUAGAAGAGGCACUUGAGCUGAAGGGAUUCCUUCUUUCUCCUCUGUAGUUUCAAUUAGUUUUAACUCCUGUGGCAAAAAGCUGGUCCUACGUUCACACUAGAGAUGGUUCUGUGUUGUGCAUAGUUCUGAGCUCCUGAAUAGUUCUCUCUGCAGGAGCUGCAGAGGCUGGAGUUGGAUCAAUAGGGACCAGCUGUAGAGUUUAGCAUUAGCAUCAGUUUCUCAAAAGUGGAAGCUGUGGGGUAGAAGUGUGGCUUUGAAUCUCCCUUUACUUCAUACUUUCUGUACCUGAAUAAAUAAAUCUGCUUGGCCUGAUUGAAGAUCAUUAUCUUUUAUACAUGUACCUAAGUUCUGGCUCAGUGUACCACCAUCAUUCUUUAUGGUCCAAGACAAGAUAAACUGCUGAUUUAGAAGCCUAGAAAUUCCUGGGCAAGGACUGUGUUUGACAGCUCUACCACACACAUGCACUAUGAGACUAUCUUCUGUACAGGUAAAAGCUUGUGUGUGCAAGAGACUAAGCUUUCCAAAACCUCAAAGAAUUCUCUCACUGUCUGUUUCAAGUGCAGGGCACCUGUCUUUGGUCUUGCCUGCUAUAACAAUCCUGCACAGCACAGCUGCUGUUAAGCAAAUACAAUUAGAAAGGUA